UUAAGGCUUGCAUGAAUGUAAGGAGGAUUUUUACUCUUCAUUGUUUCUGACGCUGUUCAGUAAUGUUGUGUGUUUCUAAGCAAUCGCUGUGUCAAUGCUGUAAUCCUGUAAUUACUGUUGUGCAUUCGUGGGAAAGAGGAGGGAAGAUCUAGACAUUAUAACCUUCCAGAUGACACCAAAUGUCCCAAGUGCUCUGCAAUCCAAAGAGGACUCCUCCACCUUCAAGACUGUGGGCUUUAGCCGUUUUAUUCAUACAAUAUCAUCAUGGUCGACAGCCAUAACUGUGCAUCUAGCAGUAAGGUGGCAAUUCUACAUAUUGACCGCCUACCCAGACAGGACAAUUUUUUAUGUGGACCCAGAAGAAAUGGUACAGCCCAAACGCAACUGGAGAUUCAAAAAAGGUCACUCCAUCAACGCCGAGCAUUUGCUUUCAAUCAACAAACACUAUCAAGAUCAAGUCCCAACCUGCAGCAGGAACUAAAAGUCUUAGUAACGUCACUUAUGAAGCAGAGCUCUGCAGAACAUAGUAUGCCGGAAGAUGAAAAGCAUGCCGGUGCGGGGACCGUAUCAACAACAGAAAUAUCGACAGUCGAUCAGCGUGAGGACUUCCCAGCAGCCUUUCAAUCACAGCAUGGACACAUGUUAAAGGCUAGGUUGAAGCCCCUACGGCCAGUUCAUAUCCAGGGACCUUCGGUGGCUGGGUGCCAAGGCAUGUUACCAGAAAGGAUCCAGACAAACCCAGCUCUGGACAGUCUAACCAGGCUUCAACAUCGGUGGUUUUCUGGCCGAACUCCGAUUUUAGAAACCUCACGAUUUAAAUCCCUUGCGUCCAGGACUGGGCACAAAGUUCAGAAAAGUAAAGGACUAUCUUAAAAAGAAGAGAAAUCAGACUGCUCAUCUCAAAUUACACAGAAACAGUGUAUAAAAGCAACUCAUACCUGGAAAUGCAAGUUUAACAUCUUCAUACUUUAUGUCCAUUUUAUGUGUGCACUAUAACCUUUAACAAAAGGUAUGUGUGAUUAGAUUCUAUACCUUGCACUGUAUGGAAGGACCUCGGGCAUUACUGACCCUUGCUCACUCAUUUAUACACACACACACUUAACAUACACAUGCUCCAGGGGCACCAGGGACUAGCUAAUUAAAGAUAAGCCAAAGGAAGGCUAGUAGAGCAUUCCAUGAUCCGUUGCACAUUAUAUGACGAAUGCAUGAUGUCAUAUGGAUGAGGGAUCUACGGUCUGUGCAGCUUCUGCGGACGUGUCAAUAUACGGCGAUUCUUCUGCUGGGCUGUGUCAUGCAGUGUGGAGGGAUUUGAUGUUAUCAUGGCUGGCUUUAUUAUACAUUUUAGUCUCUUAAAUUUGCCUUACCCAAACCUAUUGCCUUGCUUAGCAGGAUCCAAAUCACAUAAUUCUGUACAUGCUAUUUAAAAGCUAUAAAGUGUAAUAUAAAGGUGUUA
Molecule: messenger RNA, 1453 nt
Organism: Spea bombifrons (plains spadefoot toad)
Lineage: Eukaryota; Metazoa; Chordata; Amphibia; Anura; Pelobatidae
Exons: 6
Coding region: 265-873 (202 amino acids)
Source: RefSeq, a predicted model, not a curated record